AUGCAGCCAGACAUCGUGGAGUGGCAGAGCAGCUACGCCAUACUGACAGCAGAGUUCUUCAACGACAGAUUAAAGCAGCUGUACGCUGACCGGCUGGAGACGCUGAGAUGUGCCAACGAACAGGAUCCAGAUAACUUAUGCCUUGCUGCUCUUUAUCUGGAGGCCAGAGCUAAAAACGGAGAAAACGUCCAGGAUGAAGCAAGAGAGUUGGCUGGAAAGCUGAAAGAGAAACCUGCCAACAGCUACAGUGGAGUCAGCCCAUUGCUGAGUCUGAACAGAAAGUUUAAACUGGAAGACGACGCUGAUGAAUCUCCAGAUGAAGCUUUGAAUCAAACCCCACAGCAAAGAUCUGAUGCUGAGAGUCUCACAAAGAAGAUCCUUUCUAAGGGCUACGAACUUGACAACAACGAGGUCAACAGAGCAAUCAGACUGUGGGACGAAGUGAUUCAGAAUGAUCCUCAACCCAAACUUGAAGAUAAAAUCACUGUAGCAUCCAUACAGGCAAAGCUAGACAAAGAGAAAGCUGAGCAGAUUUACAAAGAGCUGCUGGAACAAAGAGAAGAUCUGGAUCCAGCAGGAAAACAGAUGCUGUACAACUUCUACGCCAAACAUUUAUUUUUUAUGAAAUAUAACAGCCGCGAGUCAACUGAGUACCACAUGAGGGCAGCAGAGAUCCAAGAAGAAUCAAAAUAUCGACACGCCAGCAUCACAGAACUGAAGAAGACCUUAACAAAAGAAACUUCCAGAAGAAACGGAGACGCUGAUCUGUGCAAACGCAUCAGGGAGCUUCUGGCCAGACUGGGAAUUCAACCUGACACCCAGAACCAAUGAAUGUGAUCAGAACAUUCGUAAAAUAUUUCACAUUAGCAUCAAAUAUGAGCUGAAUAAUUUAGACAAGCAAAUUGUUUUCACAUCUAUGACUGGGUCUUCUUCUGUAACUUGAUUUUUUGCCAAAUAAAAGUUUGAGUUUCA
Messenger RNA from Poecilia latipinna (sailfin molly), 972 nucleotides. RefSeq lists its product as uncharacterized. Gene Ontology annotation, cellular component: cytosol. Gene Ontology annotation, biological process: defense response to virus. Gene Ontology annotation, molecular function: protein binding. The record is from RefSeq and is a predicted model, not a curated record. Lineage: Eukaryota; Metazoa; Chordata; Actinopteri; Cyprinodontiformes; Poeciliidae. Bases 1 to 831 code for a protein of 276 amino acids. The transcript has a single exon.